AGGAAGUCGUCUGCGCAGAACAGUCUGUGUCUCUCCCAAGCAUGCACUCGGUAACAUGAUACCUACGCGCGCCGUCGGGCGGGCUUCUCGGGUACGACUAGAGUCUGCCUCAAAGCUCUUCCUGCGAUACUCCUCCACCGCUCCACGGGCGCCAGAAGAGAGCGACAAAGCGCCGUCUCCUCGGUGGCUGUCCGACACCAAGGCCCGCAUAGGAAAAUGCAUUACCUUCGGCAUGUCCAAGUCCUUGGUCGACGAAGCGGGUCAGGUCUUGGGGGUCCUUGGCCGAGACUGGCGAGCCUUGACUGCCGGUAGCGAAGGGUUUCUGACUGACCCAAGAAGAGCGGGCUUGCACCGGCACAAAAUCGUCUGGGGAGAGCAGGACUCGAUGGGCCACGUCAACAACGUCAUGUAUGUGCGAUACGCGGAGAGUUCAAGGUGCAAUACGGUGCGCAACUUCGCGAAACACGUCGAUCCAGUGCAUCGAAAAGCGUGGGAAAACCUGUUGUCGAACCAAGGUAUCGGACUGAUAUUGAAGAGCAUCACGGUGGACUUCAAGUUCCCGAUGACCUGGCCUGAUCGGAUCUCGGUGUAUCACAAGUUGAGAUCUUGUCCGGACGAGAAGACCACGUCUUUGGUCCUGGAUGUGCUGAUUCUGUCGGAGAACAAGCAACGGCCGGCGGCGCGGUGUCUGGAAGAGUCUGUCAUCUAUGAUUACCGGGUGAGCAAGAAGAGUACCAUGGAACCCUUUAUGGUUGAGCAACUGCGCACAACGUUUGAGUUACAAGAAACUGCGAAGAGGGAGAAUCUGGCCAAAGUCCAGCUGAUAGAGGAACAGGUUCGACAUUUGGAGAAGCAGAGCUGGGAUCGGCCUGAUGCGGUGGAAGACUUUGGCGGUGCGACGAAACAAUGAAAAGAUUUGCUAGACCUACCAUCGACGAAAGUCGACGCGACUGCCAUAAGAGCUACCGGCGAUACGAGGACACAUGGCGCCUGAGGACGAUGGAGUCAGUCAUAUGGCUUAGCUCCCGUUGGCCGAGCUGUGGGAAAGGUGCUAUAAAAGCCAAGCCAUAGCGUAUAUGGUGUGGCUUCUUGCAGCUGGGCAAGUCACCAUUGCAAGCGAGCAGGAUACCGCUUGUGUCGAGUGUCCUCUGCUUGCGCAGAGACCGGCUUCUUGCUGGUCAUCAUAGAAGCAAGCUAAAUCAGCACAAGUGCUGCUGAUGUACCAAAUCGGUCAGGCACAUCGGAGGAUCAGUGGAAGGGACUGGACAUAUAGAUGAACAUAAGCGCUACUCCAGCGCGGGUAUAUAUUGCCACGACGAGGAAUGA
Messenger RNA from Exophiala viscosa, 1326 nucleotides. Its product is annotated as thioesterase-like superfamily-domain-containing protein. The transcript has a single exon. Lineage: Eukaryota; Fungi; Ascomycota; Eurotiomycetes; Chaetothyriales; Herpotrichiellaceae. Gene Ontology annotation, molecular function: fatty acyl-CoA hydrolase activity. Gene Ontology annotation, cellular component: mitochondrion. The record is from RefSeq and is a predicted model, not a curated record. The coding region runs from base 56 to 910 and encodes 284 amino acids.